AUAACAUACCUGCGUUUGGUGCUUACUGCACCACUUCUGACAGCUGUUGAAUGAAUUCGUGAGCUUGUUUACUUGUUUGAAUAAUUUAAUAAAAUUUAUUGCUAAAGUAAAUUAAAUAUGGUUUGCUCGCUUGGUAUUGAAGGUAGUGCCAAUAAAAUAGGUAUUGGUAUUAUACGCGAUGGUGAAGAGUUGGCUAACGUACGCCGCACAUACAUAACACCACCUGGUGAAGGUUUUAUGCCAAGAGAAACAGCCAAACAUCAUCGCGAACAAAUUGUUAAUCUCGUUAAGCAAGCUAUCAGUGAAGCAAAGAUAAAUCCCACUGAAAUUGAUGUAAUUUGCUAUACAAAAGGGCCUGGUAUGGCACAGCCAUUGCUUGUUGGCGCAAUAGUGGCGCGCACAUUAUCAUUGGUAUGGAAUAAACCACUACUUGGUGUAAAUCACUGUAUUGGGCAUAUAGAAAUGGGUCGUUUUAUAACAAAAGCACAAAAUCCUAUCGUGCUCUAUGUCAGCGGCGGUAAUACACAGGUUAUUGCCUAUUCAAAUAAACGUUAUCGUAUAUUUGGUGAAACUAUUGAUAUCGCAGUGGGAAAUUGUUUAGACCGUUUUGCACGUAUCAUAAAAAUUUCCAAUGAUCCUAGUCCAGGCUAUAAUAUUGAACAACUAGCUAAAAAUAGUCAAAACUAUAUAAAACUACCUUAUUCUGUUAAAGGUAUGGAUGUAAGCUUCUCUGGUAUUUUAUCAUAUAUAGAAGAAUUGGCUGAUCCAAGCAAAAGACGUCAAAAACGUAAAAAGGAUGAGAAUGGUGCAGAACCUGAAUAUUCUAAAGAAGAUCUAUGUUAUUCUUUACAAGAAACUAUAUUUGCUAUGCUAGUCGAAAUUACAGAACGUGCAAUGGCGCAUUGUGAAUCAACUGAAGUUCUUAUUGUUGGUGGUGUUGGUUGUAAUUUACGUCUGCAAGAAAUGAUGGGUAUUAUGUGUAAAGAACGUGGUGGUAAGGUGUUUGCCACUGAUGAACGUUACUGCAUUGACAAUGGUUUGAUGAUAGCACAUGCUGGUGCUGAAAUGCAUCGUGCUGGUAUACGAAUGCCUUGGGAUGAAUCAUUUAUAACGCAACGUUAUCGUACCGAUGAGGUACUUGUAACAUGGCGCGACGAUUAAUUUUUAUUAAAUUGACAGAACCUUUAAAGUUUUCCAAAAAUAUGUUUUCGACAUUUAUGUUAAAUAAAUAAUAAUAUAUUAAUAAUAA
This is a messenger RNA of Teleopsis dalmanni, 1249 nucleotides long. RefSeq names its product probable tRNA N6-adenosine threonylcarbamoyltransferase. The record is from RefSeq and is a predicted model, not a curated record. Gene Ontology annotation, cellular component: EKC/KEOPS complex; cytoplasm. Gene Ontology annotation, biological process: tRNA threonylcarbamoyladenosine modification. Lineage: Eukaryota; Metazoa; Arthropoda; Insecta; Diptera; Diopsidae. The transcript has 4 exons. The coding region runs from base 118 to 1161 and encodes 347 amino acids.